AUGAAUUAAUAAAGUGUGUUCAAUUCAAAAUUACAAUAAGCUUUAGAUUGUCUUAUUGAUGAUGCUCUCAAACCAUUUGAUCCCUAUAGAUUUGUGACAAUUAUGGAAACAAAGUAAAUAUAAUAAGGAAGUGCUGAAUAACAAAAUAAAGCAAGCAAAGAAAUUCCUCAUGAAUUGAAAAGUUAAAAAACUCGUGAAACUUUAUACUUAUUAUAGAGUAAGUUAAAAUAAGAAUUACAAGUAUUAUGAUUGCUUUAUUCAAUAAGGAAAGAUUUUCAAACAUAACUUCUAAAACAAAUAUUCCAACUGUUCUUGAACAAUUUGAGGAGUAAUAUUAUUAAAGACAGUGUCUAAGAAACCUCGAUAUUUAUUAGGACUAGAGAGAAUUCUUAAUUUGUUCUUAGAAUUAUGAUGAAGACAAUCUUAUAAAUUCACUAAUUAAUGAAGCAAUUUUUGAUUCAAUAUAAUAAAAUAUAUGA
Molecule: messenger RNA, 479 nt
Organism: Paramecium sonneborni
Lineage: Eukaryota; Ciliophora; Oligohymenophorea; Peniculida; Parameciidae
Source: the annotation of a GenBank genome assembly